AUGACAGGGAGAUUCGCGAUGCUUGUCCAGGGGGAGGAAGCCGGGAAGAGUUAUGCAGCUCUCGACGGCGAGAUGAUUCAGCCUGAAGCUUCCGGCAACGAGAGAAUUGCUCUUGACCUCAUGUUUCGCGCAGAUGAUAUCAGCGGUCAAUGCACGCAGAGCAAUGGCCAUUUUGUGUACCCAUCCACAAACUCGCGAGUUCCUGCGUCACACCUUUUUGUUCGUGUUCGGUCGGCAUUACGGCGCUUUCAAACCUCCGGGUUGCAUCCCGAAGCGUCACGUGCUGCACUAGCACCAAAACGGAUAUCGCAACCACACGAGGGAUUGACAACCCCGUUCACCAGACUAUCGCAAACUCAAGGUCGACGAGUUGCUGCGAACAAAAAUCCAGUCAAGAUGCCGAGCCAAAAGUCCUUCCGCACCAAGCAGAAGCUUGCCAAAGCCCAGAAGCAGAAUCGUCCUAUUCCUCAAUGGAUUCGAUUGAGAACUGGCAACACCAUCAGAUACAACGCCAAGAGAAGACACUGGCGCAAGACCCGUCUCGGUAUCUAA
Molecule: messenger RNA, 552 nt
Organism: Uncinocarpus reesii 1704
Lineage: Eukaryota; Fungi; Ascomycota; Eurotiomycetes; Onygenales; Onygenaceae
Exons: 7
Coding region: 1-552 (183 amino acids)
Biological process (GO): translation
Cellular component (GO): ribosome; cytosolic large ribosomal subunit
Molecular function (GO): structural constituent of ribosome
Source: RefSeq, a predicted model, not a curated record